UCAUGCAGGUAUACGCGGUCGCAACCCGGAAUUAUUGAUCCAUUUAGUCAGCGUUCCAUCGCCGGUAAACGAGGAUUAUGCAAAAGCUGAAAAUUGUGGUUGCGGGUCCGAAAAAGGGCGGUAAAACCGUUCUCGCAAAUAUUUUGGCGGAAGCGAGCGAAAACCCCAUUGGAGCUUACAGGCCGACAAAAGGAGUAAGGAUAAUAGAAUUCGAAGGCACAGCUUCUGGCUCAUCUUCCUCCGGGUUGCCAUUAAAUGUCAAGGUUGACGUGGAAAUGUGGGACUGCAGUGGCGAUGCUUCAUUUGAAAAUUGCUGGCCAGUGAUUCAAGACGGAGCAAACGGCGUUCUUUUCGUGUACCGAUCAGGAAACGCUUCCGAUGCGAAGGAAAUGGACAGUUUCUAUUCAAGUUUCGUCGCACAACGAGGGAUAAAAGAUAGAAAUUGCAUGGUUUUUGCCAACAUCUUCGACAAGGACCAAGAAACUCGGGGAAAACUCUCGUCAACGUUUUCGAGAAUCCCUCAGAUAGACGUGAAUCUCCAGCACGACGCCGACUCGGCAACCACGGAAUUCCAAAGGUUUCUCGGAUCUGUGCUCGAAGGUGUGAAGGAACGCCAAGAUAAAGCUGAAAUCAGCAUGAUCAGAAACUAAAAUUUUUUUUUAAAUGAAACUCCGAAGACAUCAGACAUCAAAAACAGCACAGGCAGUUCAGGAAUGAGACGAAAAACAAAAGAGAUGCACGUAACAACACAACACGGAGCAGAGGAAUCGAGAAUAAAGCGGAAUGUUGGAAGAUCAGCAUUCCCGUGAAUACCCAAGGAUUCCCGUUCGAAGCCCAAAUAAA
Notodromas monacha is the source of this 843-nucleotide messenger RNA. Lineage: Eukaryota; Metazoa; Arthropoda; Ostracoda; Podocopida; Cyprididae. The record is from the annotation of a GenBank genome assembly.